Molecule: messenger RNA, 609 nt
Organism: Anthonomus grandis grandis
Lineage: Eukaryota; Metazoa; Arthropoda; Insecta; Coleoptera; Curculionidae
Product: lipopolysaccharide-induced tumor necrosis factor-alpha factor homolog
Exons: 3
Coding region: 89-487 (132 amino acids)
Molecular function (GO): zinc ion binding
Source: RefSeq, a predicted model, not a curated record
UAACAAACGAAUUAGCAAAUAAAGAUUCAAUUAGGCAAAGCCAUUAUACAUUGUUAUAGCCGUUAUAAGAAUUUAAAAAAUAUCAAAAAUGUCAAAGGAUGGCUCAACCUUAGAGGCUCCUCCAGCAUAUGCUGGUAUUUCCCCUGCAGUAAGCGCUCCUCCAUUGUCCAACGAAGAUGUACCAAAAUUGGAUGAUAUGAAUGUUAAAUCUGAAGGAAAUCAGAAAGAAGAAAUUAUAGUAAUAACAUCAACGACACAUUUGAAACAUAAAUCAACAAAUGUUAUUUGUCCAUAUUGUCUGACAAAUGUUAAAACUAAAAUUAAACACAAAUCUAACUCGAAAACACAUUUAUAUGGGUUUUUGCUUUGUCUUAUUGGGGGUAUUAUAUGCUGCACGAUACCAUAUUGCCUCCCUCAGUGUCAAACUACGAACCAUUACUGUCCGAAUUGCAAAACCUUCCUGGGGUGUUAUCCUGCAGCACCUUAAUAUGUUACUUUUUUAUUUUUUAUAUUAAAGUAGGAUUUGUGGACUAUGUAUAAUGGUAUUUAUUUUUACUAAUUUUAUCGAUUGAAAUAUAGUAACAAGUAAAUACAUUAGUCUAAAUGAAA